AUGUCCUUCUUGAACAACGGUUCCACCGUGGCGUGUAGGGCAGCCACUGCCACAAGGUUUAAUGGGUUUUCUGGCGAUGCUUUCAAAUCUCACCCAUUGCACCAAUAUGGAGUAGGCUCUUCAGAAGCCUCUUCAGGGUUCAUGAGAUCAAGGUUUUUGUCUAAGCUUCCCAACAAGAGGAGCAUGAGAGCACCGAGAAUGAGGUGGACAAGCACCCUCCAUGCUCGAUUUGUCCAUGCGGUUGAACUUCUCGGAGGCCAUGAAAGAGCUACUCCAAAAUCAGUUCUUGAGCUCAUGGAUGUGAAGGAUCUAACAUUGGCUCAUGUCAAAAGCCAUUUGCAGAUGUAUCGAACUGUUAAGACCACUGACAAAUCUGCAGCAUCUUCAGGCCAUUCCGAUGGGUCUGGAGAGGAUGAUUUAUCUCCUAUAGGCAGCACCGCAGAUCGCGGCGGUCUCCGGCAAUUCCCCAACAACAGAGGGCGGCAGGAAUGGGUGGCGCAACAAGACAUGGACUAUUCUUCCACCACCACUCUUUGGAGUAACUCUUCAAGUUGUGGAGAGUCGCGACUAAGAACUACUUCUAACGACAUAGAUGGUCUCAGAUCACCUAUCCUCCAGUCACAAACAAUACCAGGAGCCCAGCAAAUUGAGGAAUGUGAUUCAACCAAACAGAAGAACAACAUGGCAGGUUCUAAUUUGGAGUGCAAAAACCCAAGCUUGGAAUUCACAUUAGGGAGACCUCAUUGGGAUGGCAAAGAACAAGCCUAG
Molecule: messenger RNA, 768 nt
Organism: Sphenostylis stenocarpa
Lineage: Eukaryota; Viridiplantae; Streptophyta; Magnoliopsida; Fabales; Fabaceae
Source: the annotation of a GenBank genome assembly